This is a messenger RNA of Hemibagrus wyckioides, 5758 nucleotides long. RefSeq names its product NXPE family member 3-like. The transcript has 6 exons. The coding region runs from base 326 to 1978 and encodes 550 amino acids. The record is from RefSeq and is a predicted model, not a curated record. NCBI's taxonomy places the organism in Eukaryota, Metazoa, Chordata, Actinopteri, Siluriformes, Bagridae.
GUAGCGUAAGGGCGCAUCGCUGAUAUUACCAUUAGCACACCUGGCAAACUAGUAACGUUACCAUGGCUGAUCCCGAAAGAGUCGGACCGGCCCCCGCGGCGUACAGAGCGCGAUGUUCUGCACACAGCCUCAGUCUCACCUCGCAGAAAGUACCGGCAGUGGAGUGGACACUCGGUAGGAUCAUUGUUACAACCUUUUCAGACGCAGCGCAAUAGCUAUCCACCAGCUAAAACACAAACAAGACCUGCUCUGGAAUCAGUACAGGAAGUGCUGUUGUUCAAAUCUCCUUUUUUGCUGAUGGUGUUGUGAUCGUGGCACCCAAGUAAUGGAUGGACAUGUACACAGAUUGUUGCUUUUCUUUGGUCUAUUAUCAGUAUUAGGAUUAUUACUGACCAUUAGCUACAUCAAACGUCUGGAGAAAUUAAAUGAUCAACUAAGCAUCCACUUAACCUUUAAGCUUCCUGAAAUUGUGUGGCCAGUGGAGGUAAAUUACACGUACUGUGAACAAUUUGUCCAAAAGCCCACGACAGAAGAGGCCAUAGAAGAGAGACAUUUGCUCGAUUCCAUUGCAUGGCCAGAUCCACCAGUGAAAGACCUCCCUGUGGAGUUCAGCAGUAACCCUGCCAUGAGCUACUUUGUGAUUCAGGGUCCACCAGAGCAACACAUAGGUGAUCAGCUUGUGGUUAAUGUCCAUGUGCACAACUUUUUGGACCUACCUAAGAAACAUGGAGGAGAUUUCCUGAUAGCCAGGUUGCAUUCACCCAAGCUAGGUGCUGGGGUUGCAGGACAGGUGCAUGACCAUGAUGAUGGGACUUAUACAGUGCUGUUCCCAUUGCUGUGGGCUGGUGAAGUGCAAGUAGAAAUUACUAUGGUGCAUCCUAGUGAGGCAGUGGCAGUGCUCAAGAGACUACAGGAAGAGCACCCAGACAGAAUAUUCUACAAAAGCCUGUUCCGCUCCGGCUCCCUGUCAGAGACAACCUUCUGCAACCUGUGCCUGCCGUUCAGUCAGAAACCACUCUGCAACUUUACUGACCCUGUAUCUGGAGAGCCCUGGUACUGCUACAAACCUGAAAAGCUAGGCUGUGACACACGCAUAAAUCAUGCUGUAGGUGGAUAUACAAAAAACCUCAUUUCCGAAUAUGAAGCACAUUUCUUCAAGAGGGGUAUAAAUAUCAAAGUUCCUAUCCCUGCAUCUGCAAUGGGCAAAGUGACUGUAUUACCUGCAAAAAAAGCCAUAGUAGAAAACAGUUACAAUGCUGCUGGCUACUAUUUUAAUUAUACCUGGAGGCCUUUGAGUGGUGCAGCCAUCCAGCAGUUUACUAGCUCAUCAGCCAUAACCCAUUGUCUUAGAGGGAAGAUUGUGUACAUGCUUGGAGAUUCUACUGUGCGUCAGUGGUUUGAGUACCUCACUGCAGUACUUCCUGAUCUUAAACAGUUAAAUCUUUACACUCCUAAGAGAGUAGGACCAUUUAUGGCUGUGGACAGCACCAACAACAUUCUAGUAAGCUAUCGCUGCCAUGGGCCACCCAUUCGCUUCACGACAGUGCUCUCCUCUGAGCUGCACUAUGUAGCAAAUGAGAUAGACAGGAUACAAGGGGGGCCGAACACGGUCGUUCUUGUGAGUGUGUGGUCUCACUUCAGCUCAUUUCCUUUUGAGAACUACAUACGGCGCCUCCGGCACAUCCGCAAGGCUGUGGUGCGGCUGCUGAACCGUGAUCCAGAAACAUUGGUGGUGAUCCGCACUGCCAACCUGCAGAAGCUGGGCAGAGAGAGCAGUAUGUUCAACAGCGACUGGUCCUAUCUGCAGAUUGAUACUGUGCUGCGUGCCAUGUUCAAAGGACUCAAUGUGAAGAUGCUGGAUGCUUGGGAGAUGACACUGGCCCACCACCUACCCCAUGACCUACACCCACCCCAACCCAUUAUCAAAAACAUGGUUGAUGUCAUCCUCUCCUAUAUCUGUCCAGCUGGGAAAAUAUAGAAUAGUGAAAAAAUAAAAUCUUGUGUAAAACUUCAUAGCAUAUCAGUUCGACAUAAAAAAUAACUAAAACUAAACUAUAACUAAAAUAACAAAACUGUGAAGUGUCUGACAUCACAGAGACAAAAGAAGGUGUAAGGAGGAUACAGAGAAAGUAAACAUUAAAAAUAAAACCUGCUCCACCUAAAUUUGCAGAAGGUGUAAGGAGGAUACAAAGUAAAUAUUAAAAAUAAAACCUGCUCCACCUUUGCAUACGCCUCCAGUGUUUCAACCCGCCAUGUGAAGAAAAUAAUAAUUUCAUUAUUUGUUAUUAAUUACACCAGUAAAUGACUGUACAGUGUCAUAUUUACUACUGUUCUAAUCUGAUUUCUCAGUAGGUAUGCAUUAUUUUCAGAUAACAGCAUGUGUCAUUCAACUGUAAUGAUAAGUUAAUAUUAACCCACUCUUUCUAGUGCAUUAUUGUUUUUAAUGGCCAGGGGCAUUGCUAGGCAUAAAUUUCUAGCAAUGCCAUAUAAAACAAACCUAUGUAAUGAAUCUUGCAUUCAGUAAAAACUGUUGCAAUUUUCCCUGUCAUUGUCAUUAUAGUAAACAUCUGGUCCACAUUUUAGAUCUGGCACAAGUUACCCAAAUAUUGUUGCAGACCAAGUACACCUCUUUAGAGUAUUUAUAUUCUUUAAUGCCAUUGGUCUUUAUCAGCAGGAUAAUGCUCCCUGCCACACUGCAUAAAUUGUUCCAGAAUGGUUUGAGGAACCGUUCAGGGUGCUGAAUUGGGCUCAAAAUUCUACAGAUCUCAAUGUGACUGAGCAUUUGAGGGAUGUGCUGGACAAACCAGUCCAAUCCAUGUAGGCCACACCUCACAUCUUAAAGGACAUAAGGAUCUACUGCUAAAAUCUUGGUGCCAGAAACCAAAGCACACCUUCAGAGGUCUUGUGGAGUCCAUGCCUCCACAGGCCAAAUCUGUUUUGGCAGCAAAAGGGAACCUACACAAUAAUAAGCAGGGUUUUCAUGGCUGAUCAGUGUAUGUUGAAACACAGUAAAAGUGUUAUUUUUAAAUCAUUGUUCAGAUUUAGUCUAACUUACAUUUCUUAAAGUGAUAACACAUUUCUUUACAUAGGUACCAGUGAGGUGCAUUAAUGCUGAAUGAUUUAAUUAAUAUAUAUUUCACAAUAAGGGAUAUAAUAUUCCCAAAUAAAAGUUAAUAACCAUCACCUAAAUUUAUCAGCAUUUAUGGUGCUCUUUUUGUGCUGUUGGUGAAAUGUCUUCAGUGUUGUUGGAAGAUCUUUUAUAUUACAAGGCACUUAACACCUGCCUCUUAACAAAUGUAAGACAAGAUUUGAGGAUAUUUGAAAACAUUGUGGAUUCACAAAAAAUAAAAUACUUUCAACUUUGGGCCAUUUUGGGAUUUGUAUUGGUUAGCCCAUACUGUACUUGCUGAAUCUUUCCCAUACAUGGCCAGUGAGCAUGUUUGUUGGAACUCUAUUAAUUAAUUACUCUAUUAAUCCUUAAGGGAAAAUUUAUUCUUCCAUAUAUUUUAAUAUAAAAAAUAAUGACACUGAUGUGCACAAUAGCAUAUUAAUAGAAAUAUUUAAAAAGAAAAGUUCCACAAGACAUAAUAUAUAUUAUAUUUACACAGUCCUGUGUACACAGUCUAAUCCUCUUAGACACAUUAUCCCUAUAUUGUUACACGCCCAGUGCUCCUGAGUCAAUACUAGAACAUUGAAUUCAUUGCCAAAGCAUGUGCUUGUAGAAAUUGGUUCGUGAAUUUAUUUUGUCACACAAGAAUCACACAUUCUUUUAUGCUUUAUAUGACUGCCAAAUUUCUACCUUCUGCAAAUCUGAAAAAUUUAAACAGAGCAAGUUGAACACAGCAUUUUUCAUUUUAAUGUAGUAUACAUGACACUGUGAUCUCUACUCAUGUCACAAAAUGCAGUUCUCCCCUUGAUAUGACUUGAGAUGUGAUAUGCAAUUGCAAGACUGCAACCAAGUAAAAGAAAAAAAAAACACAACAGGCACGUAAAUAAAAUAUUUUUCACACAUCUUUCAGGAACGCUUCACAGUUUGCUUGAGUCUGUUGCCUUGAUAGUCUCAGAUUCCUGUUUUUGGCUGGCAGGAGUGAAAACUGAUGUGGUUUUCUGCUCUUGUAGCUAAUCCACCUCAGGGUUUGAUGUGUUUUGUGUUCUGAGAUGCUCUUCUGCUAACCAUGCUUGUAAAGUGUGCUUAUUUGAGUUACUGUAGACUUCCGGUCACUACCGUAAGCUUGUAGGCUUGCAGUCCAGUGUUUCAGACGUCAAGACCCCUAUUUGUCACAUCAUUGUGUGUAAACACAAGAGACUGUUCAAUUCAAUUCAAAUUAUUUAUUUGUAUAGCACUUUUAACAAUAGACAUUGUCUCAAAGCAGCUUUACAGAAGUAUAGAAACAUAGUGAGAAGAUAUAUAUAAAGUUUAAAGUUAAGUAAGUAUUCUAUCCCUAUAUUUUAUCCCUAUAUUUUAUCCCUAAUGAGCAAGCCUGAGGUGAAUGUGGCAAGGAAAAUAUCCCUUGGAUGAUAUGUGAAAGAAACCUUCAGAGGAAUCAGUCUCAUUUGGGUAUGUGUUGUGUAGCACAAUCAGCGAUGAAACGCCAGAAGCAGCAACAGAUGACAUCAUGGAUAAAAAGAAGGCAAAGAGAUGUGAGUUGGUUGAUUCAGUAAAUUAGCUCAGGUCAGGAUAAUCUUAUUUUCUGUCUACACCUGUUGAUGUUAGCCUAACGUUGACUGAACUAACCUUAACAUACACUGUUGUUGCUAGGUAACUUCAGACUGUUAGCUAAAUAUUUAAUGUAGAUUAGAACAUUCACCAUGAAAACGAGUUCACUUUAAACAGCGCAUUUUCUGACAAGCAGACUCUGGAUGCUUUAAUGUUAGACUCAGUAUGAUCAUAACUCGUUUGUCAUUAUCAUUUGUGUUGUUUUCAUAUCAGAGGACAGAUUGGGUGGAUAGUUAGGAUACAUGGAGAGAUGGGAUUGAAUGGAUAGAUGGAGGACAAUGAAAUUUUUUUUUUUCAUGUUUGUGAGAUUGUGACAAUCUUGCAUCCUGUGUAAGUAGUGUAUCUAUUGUGUUAUCAAUUUUCCCAUCCUUUUGGAUUACAGAAGUAAAGAUCGUUAUUCCUACCCUGCUAUAAUACAGUGUUGGAUGCAUAAAAAUGAUCUACUUUAGGUAUUUGUGCUGCACAGAAAAUUAGCACCAGGAAUGUAAAUAUUUUAAUUUGUUCAUUAACUAAGGGUGGUUGUUUAUGCAUGAAAGACAAUUAUUAAAGUAAUGGUCAACAUUUUCAUUUAAUUACAUAUUAAUUUUUCUGCUGUGUAUCUGCAUUUCAUAUUAUAAAAUAGUGAUGUAACACACAGUUCAUAAAAGCUUUUGCCUUUUCUAUUCAAAGUGGGUGAUCAACAAGUUAUCUGCUUGUUAGUCUAAUAUAAGUUAAUAUAAGUCAUGAUUUCAUCAUGAUGAGACUGAAACAUGUGCAUUACCUAAUUUGAUAACUGUGAUUAACCUAAUGCCAAUCAGCAACUACUGGUAAAAAAGGUUACUAAACUUGUUAUUCUAAACCUUGUUUGCACUAACAUUCCAACUGCUUACAACGCUACACCCCACCCUGCCUUGACUGCUCAAAAAACACCUCUAUUAUGUCUAUUCUAAUAAAGAGUGACUUCUGAAAUGUCUGAAACCAGUUCUAAACAGGUGAAAAGCAGUGAUUGUGUUGAUGUCAUUGUAUCACCCAUGUUCAUAGAUGUAUUUAUUUAUUUGUUUG